AUGAAAGUUGCUGUGAUUAUUAGUGGAAACCUGGUUUUCACUCUAGUGGAUGUUGUGGUCACCACAGUCUUGUAUGUUCAUGGAUCAAGUCUUGAUAUAUUUUCAGAAGAAUUAGAGGAAUUUGACAUACACCGCUCAACAGUGGACUUGUGGGGAACAGUUCUCAUACGGGCCAGUCUUCUUUUCGGGGCCUCCAUCGGGGUGUUCUGUAACAGGAGUGAUGGUCCACAAAGGGUUUCAAACAUGGGGACACUGGUUUCUCUCAUAUGCCUUACCAACAUGACUUAUGCUCUUGCCAAGUUGUUGAUGAUUUCUGAGGAGGGAGCUCUGAUGUAUGACCCCUGGUUCCUAGGUUUGUUCUCCUGGACUUGCACAUCAGCAAUAGGCAUCAUGAUCUCAUGGAAGCUGCUGUCACAGACUCCCAAUGCUGUAUCUGAAAGAGAGGAUAGCGAGGAGACGGAGAGGCUGGUGGAUGGCAUCGAGACAGAAGAUGAGUCCAGUAAGAAGAGCUGGAAAUCAAGGAAAGAGCAUCCCCAUUCAGGGGCCACAAUUGGCCGUCUCUUGUCGUACUGUAAGAAGGACUCUGGUUUGCUGGCCAUUGCUUUCUUCUUUCUUCUCCUCUCUGCUGUGUGUGAAGCUUUUAUACCUUAUUACACGGGGCAAGCGAUAGAUGGCAUAGUUAUCCAGAAAAGCAUGGAUCAUUUUGCGAAACCAUUGAUUAAUCUCACUGUUUUGGCUUUGGUCAGCUCCAUAGGCACUGGGUUUCGUGGAGGUGUCUUUUCCGUUACGUUUGCCAGGUUAAACAUUCGACUUCGGAACCUUCUCUUUAGAUCACUAAUGCAUCAGGAGAUUGGGUUCUUUGAUGCCAACCAUACAGGUGACAUUACCUCUAGACUUACCUCAGACACUACUCAGGUGAGCGACCUCAUCUCACAAAAUGUCAACCUGUUCCUGCGCAGCUUUGUGAAAGCUGUGGGCAUCUUCAUAUUCAUGUUUGGCAUGUCAUGGAAGCUGUCUGUAGUCACCAUUAUGGGUUUCCCAUAUAUAGCCGUGGUCUCCAAGCUGUAUGGAGAGUAUUACAAGAAAUUAACCAAAGAAGUUCAGACUGCACUGGCUCAGGCCAAUAAAGUGGCAGAGGAAACAAUAUCAGCCAUGAGAACAGUGCGAAGUUUCGCUAAUGAGGAUCAGGAAGGAGACUCGUACUACAGCAGACUUCAGGAGAUGUUCAUUCUUAAUAAGAAGCAAGCAGUUGCCUAUGCCUGCUUCAUGUGGUCCAGCUAUGUCUCUGAGUUGGCCUUGCAAGUAGCAAUCCUGUUUUAUGGAGGCCACCUAGUGGUGACAAAUCAGAUGAGCGGAGGUACCCUUAUUUCUUUUAUCAUCUAUGAGCUGGAGCUGGGAGAGGCCCUGGAGAGUAUAUCGUCAGUGUACACAGGUCUGAUGCAAGGCGUUGGCGCUGCAGAGAAAGUGUUUGAAUAUAUUGACAGGAAACCUAAACAUACCCUUGAUGGUCAAGAAACUCCAGAGACAUUAGAAGGGCAGGUGGAAUUCAAAAAUGUGACGUUUGCAUAUCCAACACGGCCAGAGAUGGAUAUAUUAAAGAAUGUAUCCUUCAGUCUUCGCCCAGGGCAAGUAACUGCACUGGUAGGGCCCUCUGGUGGUGGAAAAAGCUCCUGUGUGUGUUUGCUGGAGAACUUCUAUGCCCCUCAGCAAGGCCAAGUGCUAGUGGACGGCCGACCUGUGAAAACCUACCACCACAAAUAUUAUCACUCUAAGGUAGCACUGGUGAGUCAGGAGCCUGUUCUAUUUGCCCGCACUGUUCAGAUGAAUAUAUCCUAUGGUGUACCUGAAGCUCCCAUGGAAGCGGUCAUCAGAGCAGCCAUUAAUGCCAAUGCACAUGACUUCAUAACCAGCCUCUCCAAAGGCUAUGAAACUGGGGUUGGAGAGAAGGGCACUCAGCUUUCUGGUGGGCAAAAACAGAGAGUUGCCAUUGCUCGGGCUCUCAUCAGAAACCCUUGCAUUCUCAUUUUGGAUGAAGCCACAAGUGCACUGGAUUCAGAAAGCGAAUACAUAGUUCAGCAGGCUCUGAACAACUUGAUGCGAGAACGCACGGUUUUAGUGAUUGCCCACAGACUGAGCACAGUGGAAAGAGCAGACAACAUCCUAGUGAUCGACAAAGGCUGUGUGGUGGAGCAGGGCCCACAUGCAGAACUCAUGGCCAGGGGAGGCCUCUACUGUAAGCUGGUGCAGAGGCAGAUGGGGACUGAAAUAGAUGCAGAUGUUCACCACCCAUCACCAGCCCCACCAUGGGAGCUGAAGGAAGGAGAUAAGGAGAGUGCAGAGGACUGUAGCGACACUGAGCAUGAAGCACACUACUAAGACACUACUAAGAAGAGUUGAAAUGUGCUUCACUUGA
Molecule: messenger RNA, 2413 nt
Organism: Sinocyclocheilus rhinocerous
Lineage: Eukaryota; Metazoa; Chordata; Actinopteri; Cypriniformes; Cyprinidae
Product: ATP-binding cassette sub-family B member 9-like
Exons: 11
Coding region: 1-2376 (791 amino acids)
Biological process (GO): transmembrane transport; peptide transport
Cellular component (GO): lysosomal membrane
Molecular function (GO): ABC-type oligopeptide transporter activity; ATP hydrolysis activity; ATP binding
Source: RefSeq, a predicted model, not a curated record